AUGGGUCUUAUUGCAGAAGGAAUGCCGAUCAUGGCGAUCGCGAUCACUUCACUGUGUUGGAUGGUUAUAACUGGCCUCCUACUGGCUUUGAUGUUCUUUUUCCUAAGAAGAAAGGCGCCGCCGUCGACUGGAUUCGAGAAGGAGUUCGAAGAAUACGCCCAAUGUGGUCAGUUUGAGCUGAUUUUGAUUUCUACUCCAACUUUGAAUUCUCACUUACAGUCACCCUGAUGGCAUCUUACGUUCACACGACCUACUACAGCCUGCUGCUGCAGCAUAAAUGCUUUUGUAUGUAACUGAGUUUUGGACGUUUUGUGUAAUCUUGAUCGAUUAAGUGGACAAUAUUAUCAACUGUUUGACGGCAUAUGAGCAACGGACGGCCUGCUUUCUCAAAGAAACAGGAGCAGGAAUACGUACUUGUGCACAGCGUCAGUUUCUCAUUCUCAAGCAGGGUUGUGCGAGAUGAGACUUUUUGAGUUCGAGACGAGAGAAUUUAUUCGAAAAAAUUUCGGGACGAGAUGAUGUAUUGUCUCGAUCUUUCGAGACAAGACGAAACAUUUUCUGAGACCCGUCUCGAAAAUAUGCCAUGGAAUAUCUUGACACAUUCCUUCCGAACGGCAUCACGUGUUCAAGGACAAAAACUUUAAAAAAUCAUAUCUCCAAAACUAAAAGUUUGCGCAGAUAGAUACACCGAGACGCACUAUCGCAUACUCGAAAUUGUUUUUUUCAAUUUUAGCAUUUGCAAUUUUUUAUACCUUGAAAACCGAGCUUCAGAAAAAAAAAAUCAUGGAGAGAAAGUAGAAAUUAAAAAAACCUCGUAUGGCGAAAUGUUUGUUUUAAAUUCGAAAAAAAUCAUCAAAAAAACUAGAAAAAAAUUAUAUAAUUUAGAUGAUUCAUAUAACAAAAAUCUUCAAACAGCAUCAGCAAAUUCAAUUUGGCUCUAAUUUACACAAAACCGGUUUUCAAACUACGUCAAAAAGAACUGGAUAAUAAAUUUGGUUAUAGAAAAAAACGUCAAACGAAGUAAUAAUGAAGUAAAAAAACCAAAAAAAUAUGCUUUUUUUGUCAAUUAACUCUUUCCGUAAAUCUUGAGAGAUCUUUAGAGGGCGGCUCUUGUAAUUCAGAAACAGGUCCUGGACAGAUCAAAACUACUGUAGUAGUACGUUUUACGGUGCCCAUACCUGUUUUUUUUUUCUGCAUUUUCUUUCACUGACAAGAACUCCGUGCAUUUUAACCGGUUUUUUUCGUUUGCAGCUGUUUCUUCUAAGGAGUAUUGUAGAACAUAACCGGUUGUAUGUUUCCCUCAUCUUGUUCCCUUAAACGGUUAAGAGAAACUGCGUAAACAGCAAUGAAAUGCCAAAAAUGCAACUAAAUAUACGAAGUUUUUUGGUCAGCAAAGAGAUGUGGCAUUACGGUCCCUAGUUUUAUCAUCUGUGCAAAAUUCAAGUCUCAGAAAAGAAAAAAAAAAAUUUUCAGUUGACAAGAUGGAUGACAUCUUCGCUGAAGCGAAUAGGAGGGAUACAAUUCUGGGACAAGGAGGAACUUUAGAAAAAACAAAAAUCAUGGAAAACGUGGCCUACAGGAAACUUCAUUUCAAUCAUGUCAGUAACUCGCACGACGAUAAGGAUAUAUAUCUUUUGGUCGCGAGAUUCAUCGAGUCGAAAAAAGGAAGAAAAUGCACCGAAACUGUCGAAAUCCUUGCUCCAAACCUAGAAGGAUCAACAAAAGAGGUUUCCAAGAAGGAAAAAGAUAAGGCACGGAAAAAAGGUGAGAAGGAGGUCAAAGGAAACACUAAGAAAGAAAAUGUGGACGAAGAAAAAGAAGAAAAGCGCCAAAGUGCGGGAUUGAGUCUGGAUCUGAGCGUAAAGACGCAGGAGAACAACAUAAAGAGGAAGAAUAAGAUUCCGGAACAUGUCAAACAUUUGGAUAACACGGUAGCCAAGUGGAUGAACACCAAGCCCAAUACUAAAGAAGAGAAGAAAAUUGCCGAUGCUUGUCAGUCUAUAUCUUUUCGACUAGCCUCCAUUUAAAAUUCAUUAAAUUUUUGGGCGCGUUUGUGCGAAAACAGUCCCUUCUUCUCUAUAAUCGCUUUUUCGGUCAAAAACCUUUUUCCAGCCUGCGCGAGAACGUUAGUGGGAAAAGCUUCUAUCCAAAAGGAAACUCUUCAUUGAAAAAAAAAUACUUCUUUGAAAUCUACUUUUCCAAGUCAACAUGGGCUUCUCGCGUUUAUUUUUUUUUUUACUCAAUACUGUAUCUAUUUCGCUUUUUAUUAAGGAGAAAAAAAAAACGUAAAAACAAGGUUUCUUUUUUUCCGGAUGCAAAAAAUGCGUCAAAAUAAUGCUGUGCAAGUGACGUUUUUCUGCACAAACGCGCUCUUUCGAGUUUAUCGAAAACUACUCGGAGAUUGCUAACUCGAGCCGGCCGCGGAUAGGACGUGUCAGGAGAAUUCUAGGGAUCACUUAAGAGAGCUAACGCUACUAAAGUGGUUAUUAGAGAAAUUCUCCGACACGUUCGAUUUGCGCUCGGUUUGAGUUGAACAGGUCCGAAUGUGUCAUCACGGCUCCUAAUACUUUCUCUGGUGAACUGCUUGUCUACUUUGCAAUUUUCAGGGCUCUCGUUGGGCGUGAUCGACCGGCUGCUGACUGAAAUUAAUGAAACCGGCAGAAAAUUCGCCAUGAGUACGUUAUAGGCGUUGUUUAAGAAAAAUGUGUUUUAGUAUUUAGUAUAAUUAUAUGUUUUAGUAAUAAGUUUCAGUAGUAAUAAAAAGCGUAUUUAUUUCACUCCCUAAAGAUUACUUACUCGUUAAAUAAUCAGAAAUUUCGAGUUACAGAUUAUAACCAAAUCACGUUCCAAGUGUGCAGGAUAGUCAUGAACGAAGUUAAAGAGCGGACCUUGAUCAACAACGAACAGGCCUACGAUCCGGAGAACCCGAGAGGAAAGAUCAAGAAUAUGCAUGGUAAUGUCCUUUUCCAUUAGGUUUCUAUCUCAAUUUGUUUUGCUGAAAAUCUGUCUUUUACUUUGUUAAAGUGGCUAUUUGUAUUUUUUCUGAAGACCCCGAUUUCUAGAGUUUAUCCAUGUCCUCGAGCACCUGUACACGGAUGAGGAUCCGCAGGCAGAGAGGCUGAAGAUGGACCUGACAAUAUACGAAUGGAGCCGCUUUUUGGAUUUUCAUUACAUGGGCUUCGACUACAAUGAACACAAAGGAUGUGAGUUUCAAGAGUAAAAUUCGAGCUUCCCGGAAGUUCGGCGAAAUAUAGUAUUUUUCCGCUCGACAAAAAUCGAUUUUUCAAAAAUAGGAUGAAAUAACACCCCACUACCUCACUGACAACAUACAAGCUGAAUAUUAAUGAGAAGUUUCGGAGUGCGGAAAAACAGAGACUUAUUGUUGGCAAACUGAAAAAGUUCACGAAAAGCAAAUAAAACAAGAGAUGGAAGUUCCUAUCUCACUAAAAACCUUCCAGCCCUUGUUUACGUGAGGCCGUCGCCGAUGCAUGGGGAGCCUUUCAGUCAAGCUAUGCUCCGUUUGGAAAGUAAGUGUGAAGGAGAGAAAUGAUUUUAUUUUAAGAGUUAGGCGAGUGAUUGCUAUUGUUGUAUAGUGUGGUAGAACGAUCGAUAUAGUCUGUUCAGAUUUUGAAUGUCAAGCAGCUAACUCCGCCCCAGCUGAGACGGUACCUUUUCGCGUCGAUGUUUCAUCGCGCGGGGCUAAUUUUGAUCUUUUUCGAUCUUAAAGAUAGAAAAAGAGGUCAAAAAAGCAGCCUUAUAAAAGGGCCACUGGCAUAUGUAGAUAAAACAUUGACGCGAAAGAUAUUUUUGCCAUGGGGGUGGAGUUAGCUGCUUGACACUCAAAAUCUGAACAGACUAUGUUUUCUGUGUACCACGACUUGAAAUUUCACCGAACGAAAUUCCGUUCUUCCGCUGCGUCGCGAAGCGUCUUUGCGAGCCUCGGUUUCGCUUUGAAUUGGUUCUCAUUUGUUAUAGAUGGACUGUUCCACUAGGAAAACGUGUUGGCCGAGUUUUUAAACAAAAUGAAAAAUUGAAUGCGCGCAAAGGCACGCAGCGGAACAGCUCUACUGAAAUCGUGCAAAGUGCAGUGCCUAUGCCGGCAUUCUGCAAAAAAAGUUGCAUGUAUCCUGAAUAUCAGAGCUUUGCAUUUUGCCUAGAAGUUCUUCGUAUUUUGCAUUUCUUUUUGCUCACUUUUGUAUAGACGAAUAAAAGUGCAAAAUGUGAGGUACUUCUGUGCAAAAUGCAUAGCACUGAUUUGCAAGAUGCAUGAAGCUUUUUUGGAGUGUGCUGGCAUAGGCACUGCCUAUUGCAAUAGUUCUGUAGAGUAGCGGAAUGUCGUUCGGUGAAAUUCCAAGUCGUGGUACACAUACUAUAACAAUUCUUUUAGUAUAUAUAUAUAUCUUUUUAGUGUUUUUAUUGUGAUAUAUAUAUAUAUAUAUAUCUUUUAGUGUAUAUAUUGCACAAAAAUUUGAAAUAUCAAAAUUUCACUUGGCAGUCAUUUUUCAUAAAUUAGUUCGAAAGUGCUCGGAACAACUUUAAAACGUGAGCAGGGGGUAGUAUCAUAAAAAUAUAAAAAAUAUGUUUCAAAACCGUAUCUCAGUGGAAAAAGCGAAAAAGGAAUCAGUACCCCCGCGCGUGCGCGCACCAGCUCUACAGAACUUUUGCAAUAGGCAGUGCCUAUGUCAGCACACUCCAAAAAAGCUUCAUGCAUUCUACAAAACAGUGCUUUGCUUUUUGCACAGAAGUGCCUCGCAUUUUGCACUUUUUUUCGUCCAUACAAAAGUGAGCCCAAAAAGAAAUGCAAAAUACGAAGAACUUCUAGGCAAAAUGCAAAGCUCUGAUUUUCAGGAUGCAUGCAACUUCUUUUGCAGAAUGCCGGCAUAGGCACUGCACUUUGCACGAUUUCAGUAGAGAGUGCCUGAGAUGUUAUUCUAACUUUUACAUUAUUUCGUUAAUGGCGUGUUCAUCGCAAAAACGGAACAUGCUUCAAAACGAAGAACAGUACUGAUUUUUGUUUUGGAGCAAUUUUCGUUUUGUCCGAUGAACACGCCAUAAGAAAUAGCUUUAGAAAUUCCCUCGAAGAAAUAGUUUUUUCCUUUAGAAGUUUAAAAUUGUUGAAGGUCAAGUAUGAUAACAGAUUUUGUUUUUUUUUUCCGUUUUUAUACUUCGUUGCUGAAGUUCUUUUUUCCAGGAUACGAAAAGGACUAUGAAAAGCUCAAAGCUAAAGUCGAAGAAUAUUGCAAAAAGAAAAAACUCAAGCUGGUGACCAAGAAAACUUCUAUCAAGCAACCGGAGAUAAGAGAAAAAUAUGACUUCGCAAAAUAUACAUUUGAUGAUAUUACCGAGGCGGCAGGAAUAUUCGAAAUGAAGGUAUAAUUCUCUCAAAAGUCAAAAGAAAAGAAACCAUUUUUUCAGGCAGAAGACGCUGCUAAAGCCGUGAAAGCAAGUGAGGACGCCAAGGCCAACAAAAUACUGGUGAGCUUUGAGAAACUUGGCAAAAAAAAGACUGACUUUGCCUACAUCUUUUUUUCUCUUUUUUCUACGAUAAGUUAUCAAGCAUUUCGGAAAAAUAUUAGUAGUGUUUCGAAAGCUUGUUGAUUUUUUUUUGAGUUGAAAAGAACUCGAAAAUCGUUAAAAUUUAAAAUUUUCAGGAUUUGCCGGCUCCCAAAAGCUACAUUGAUCUCACCAAAUAG
This is a messenger RNA of Caenorhabditis auriculariae, 5693 nucleotides long. NCBI's taxonomy places the organism in Eukaryota, Metazoa, Nematoda, Chromadorea, Rhabditida, Rhabditidae. The record is from the annotation of a GenBank genome assembly.